This is a messenger RNA of Polyodon spathula (Mississippi paddlefish), 427 nucleotides long. RefSeq names its product histone H2B 5-like. The transcript has a single exon. Lineage: Eukaryota; Metazoa; Chordata; Actinopteri; Acipenseriformes; Polyodontidae. Bases 5 to 382 code for a protein of 125 amino acids. Gene Ontology annotation, molecular function: structural constituent of chromatin; DNA binding; protein heterodimerization activity. The record is from RefSeq and is a predicted model, not a curated record. Gene Ontology annotation, cellular component: nucleosome.
CAAAAUGCCAGAACCGAAAGCUGCACCCGCGCCGAAGAAAGGCUCCAAGAAGGCUGUUGCCAAGAGCCAGCCUAAGGGAGGAAAGAAGCGCAGAAAGAGCAGGAAGGAGAGCUACGCGAUCUACGUGUACAAAGUGCUGAAGCAGGUCCACCCCGACACCGGCAUCUCCUCCAAAGCGAUGGGCAUCAUGAACUCGUUCGUCAACGACAUUUUCGAGCGCAUCGCCGGCGAGUCGUCCCGCCCGGCUCACUACAACAAGCGCUCCACCAUCACUUCCCGGGAGAUCCAGACAGCCGUGCGCCUCCUGCUGCCCGGAGAGCUGGCCAAGCACGCCGUGUCUGAGGGCACCAAGGCCGUCACCAAGUACACCAGCUCCAAGUAAACCGAGCCCGUCCCUGCCCCGUCCUGACAACAACACAAAGGCUCU